UUGUGUGGAUAAGCCUUUUUUUUUCCUUUUUUUUUUUUUUCCUGUUGUUGUUGAGACCGACUAGCAGCACCCGAUUUGAAUCCCAGAUGGCGCCAGCAGGUGCCCGUCCGUCAUCCAAAUCAACAAACAUAGCAACCACAAACCACGGAAAUGGCCCGGAGCCGCCCCAUGAUGACGGCAUCUUCAAAAUCGCUCCAAAAGGAGACAUUGUCUUACGGGUCACUUUCUUAACGUCAAAGGAGGCAAUCAGAGCAGCGAAAAGAUCCCUUCAACCCAGACCCGGCCAGCGACCGCCAGCUUCGGCCGCGCAGCAGCAGCAGCCCGUGCCGCUUCAAAGUCCCAAGGUCACGUACUCUUAUCGGGCGGAUCUGGGUUUGCUCAAAAAACACUCCGAGUAUUUUCGCGCCCUCUUGGACGAGGCUGGUCCGUUCACCGAGGCACGCCAGGUCGCGGAUGCCCUGGAAGCCUUGACGCUGCGGGGAGUCAAGCCGGCCGACGUGGACGAAGUCGAGGACCUACCGACCGUCGAGAUCACCGACGAUGACGAUGCCACCCGGUCCGCCCACCGCCACAGCGUGUUUGCGGAUCUGCUGCGGAUCCUGCACGGGGCGCAGGCGACGACCAAGCCGCCGACCAUGCUGUAUGUCGUGACGUUGGCCGUCCUGGCCGACCGCUUUGAUUGCGUCACACCAGUGUCGCGUUACCUGUCUUCGGAGCUCAAGUUCAAGUGGCCGGCUUCCAGGAUAAAAGCCGGAGGCCGUGAUGACGAGAACGGCAUCGGAGGCCCGCGGCUGGAGAAUGAGGACGUUCUCCGGCAGCGCAUCCUCGCCGCUUGGCUGUUGGAUCAGCCUCUAAAACUGCACGCUGCUACGCGCGAGUUGAUCAUGUAUGGCUCAAAACGCUGGGUACAGGCCAAUGCGGACCAUGACGACGAUGGCUACGAAGAAAACCUACCUUCUUGGUGGGAUUUACCGGAUGAUCUUGAACAUGAACUUCAACUUCGCAGAGAACGCAUCCUUGAUACUCUGGCCUCGGUCCAAAGACACUUUCUCUCACUCUACUCGUCCCGCACGCAGGUCUGCAGACUCGGAUACGACUCCAGUCCGGCAUGCGACUCGUUUCAACUCGGGCAGAUGGUGAAAUUCCUGGCGCACAAGAAACUACUCUUCUUUGUCGACUUCUCCUCUGCGUCCCUAGGCACCAUUGAGGAUUUUGCAACCACCGACAUAGGACACAUCAUAUCGCUCCUUUCUCAGGUUACAAGCUAUCAAAUCGACCGAAAUCAUACAAACUGCGGCCUGCGGAUCAAGAUACUCCCCAUCGUCGAAUACAUAAAGUCAAUGCUGUCUUCAAAUGUUAUAUCGAUACCCAGGAGUGCAUGGAAAAAGAAUCGGGCGGCGACCUCCUGGAUGCAUUCUGCCGAGGAUGCAGAAGGCAAAGACGACGGCAACGUGUUUCGGUACACCAGGUCUGUGGCCGGUGACCAGCGUUUACGCUUCGAAGGCGCAAUGGCAAGUGAUCGGAUGGCCAGAGAGCUCUUUACGGCGAAAAGCUGGGACUGGACGCCAGAAGGUUGAAAGAAAACAUCUUCACCCUAACUUACGUAUACCUACCUACCUCUUUUACUUACCCAAUCGAAGUUAAUGACAAAGAAAAAAAAAGAAAAAAAAAAGUUUUUGAUAAA
Pyricularia grisea is the source of this 1684-nucleotide messenger RNA. RefSeq lists its product as uncharacterized. The record is from RefSeq and is a predicted model, not a curated record. Bases 87 to 1577 code for a protein of 496 amino acids. Lineage: Eukaryota; Fungi; Ascomycota; Sordariomycetes; Magnaporthales; Pyriculariaceae. The transcript is spliced from 3 exons.